AUGACAGGGAUUCACAUAAACUUUCAGAAUUGUAGGGGACUGAACACGAAAACUGCGGAAUUCUAUAAAAAUUGCUUGGAAGGUAAUUAUGAUGUAGUAGUAGCUGUAGAAACAUGGCUUCGGGAGGAUAUGGUUGAUGGAAAACUAAUUGAUACAAAUGUAUUUAACUUAUUGAGAUCUGACAGAAACCAGGAGAUUUCUGGCAAAACUAAGGGAGAAGGAGUAUUAAUGGUAAUAAAAAAGGAGCAUAAGAUUUUAAAAGUAACAAAACAUUGUUCAUCUUUUGAAAUUUUGGUUGCGGAUUUACAAAUUAAUAACAAAUUAAGUAUAAAAUUAAUUGGAGUGUAUAUUCCACCAGAUUGUAAAUUACAUGACUAUGCGAAUUGCUUCGAAUUGUUACAAACACAUAUUACUGAUAUUAAUAACACGUUUAUUUUUGGCGACUUCAAUAUUGCAGAAAUUAAAGGAACCGAAAAUCUAGAUUUUACUAAUGGAAGUGCUAAGUUUAAAAGUAUGAUUGAGUUUUUAAAUUUUAAUUCAUUUUUGCUUUAUAACAAUGUAAAAAACUGGCAGGGCAAAACUUUAGAUCAAGUAGUAGCAUCUGCAGAUAAUAUAAAUAGUUGUAAGGUAUGUCAAGAACAGUUACCGUUAGUAAAGGAAGAUAGAUUACAUCCAUCUCUGGAAAUUCAACUUUCAUUUACAGUAUCAAGUUUUAGACAAACAGAUAAGUUAGUUGGUAAUAGAUUUAAUUUUAAAAAAGCGAAUUUUGAUUUGAUGUGUGAUUUGAUGAGAAAUAUGACGUGGGAAGCUGUAACAGAGGAAAUAGAAGUAGAUAAAGCUCUAGAUAUCUUUUACUCAAAAGUACUUAAUAUAUUUGAAGGAUCUGUACCACAAUAUAAUAUUUACAAGAAUUAUUCUAAUUUUCCGAAAUGGUUUACGCCUGAUAUCAAAAAGUUGCUCAAACAAAAAAAUAAUUUUAGAAAGUUAAGACAUGUUUCAAUUUAUUUUAAUAAUCAAUUUAUAGAGACCAGAAAAAAACUGAAAUCAUUAAUUAACAUAGAGCACAGGAAAUAUAUACGGCAAAUUGAGGAAAAUAUAGAAAAUGAGUUUAACAAUUUCUGGAAUUUCAUUAAUAAUAAGAAUUCUAAGUCUAAUCAAACAGAAAUAUUUUAUUUUGGGGGUAAAGAAAUAAAUCAGAGUGAUACUGCUAAUGAGUUUGCGAAAUAUUUUGAAUCUGUUUAUUCUACCGACAUUUCCAGCUAUAACACUAAUUUUACAAAUAUUAUUAGUAAUAACAAUGUUUUGAAUUUACCAUCAAUAACAAGCGUAGAUUAUGAUAAUGCAGUCAAAAAGCUGAAACCAAAGAAAGCUGCCGAAAAAUGGAAACUAUCUUCAAUUACUCCAAUAUUUAAGGCGGGUAACAAAAUAGAUAUUGAAAAUUAUAGAGGAGUCGCUAUUAUGUGUGCUCCAUCAAAAAUUUUCGAACAAAUAUUGCAUGCUCAUGUAUAUAAUCACGUCAAAAAUAGUAUUAAUGAUCAUCAACAUGGUUUUAUGUCGGGUCGCUCGAUAAACACAAGUUUUAUUUCAUUCACCGAGUCUGCAAACAAUGCGUUAGAAAAACAAUUGCAAUUGGAUGUAGUGUAUAUGGAUUUCGAAAAAGCCUUUGAUAAAGUAAAACACGAUGUUCUUUUAAGAAAGUUAUAUUUAAUAUCUUUACAAAUCUAUUUACACACUUCGAUAGCCCGGUGGACAUCUGUAAACAAAGAUCGAGUAGGCCUUGAUGUCCAAUCUCUGAUAAUAAAGGAACAGAACUAUAAAGAAGAUGACCAGGUCAUAUUAGCUGAGGAUGAGGAUGAUGUAAGGAUAUAUGAUUAG
This is a messenger RNA of Diabrotica virgifera virgifera (western corn rootworm), 1875 nucleotides long. RefSeq lists its product as uncharacterized. The coding region runs from base 1 to 1875 and encodes 624 amino acids. The transcript is spliced from 4 exons. The record is from RefSeq and is a predicted model, not a curated record. Lineage: Eukaryota; Metazoa; Arthropoda; Insecta; Coleoptera; Chrysomelidae.